Beta vulgaris subsp. vulgaris (sugar beet) is the source of this 3634-nucleotide messenger RNA. RefSeq names its product leucine-rich repeat receptor-like serine/threonine-protein kinase BAM1. NCBI's taxonomy places the organism in Eukaryota, Viridiplantae, Streptophyta, Magnoliopsida, Caryophyllales, Amaranthaceae. The record is from RefSeq and is a predicted model, not a curated record. The coding region runs from base 268 to 3297 and encodes 1009 amino acids. Gene Ontology annotation, biological process: protein phosphorylation. Gene Ontology annotation, molecular function: protein kinase activity; protein binding; ATP binding. The transcript is spliced from 2 exons.
UAGGUAAGAAGCAAAUUAUACAUGCUCCAUGUGGGUAGAACAAACCAAGUAAACGACAAACAAACACCCCAAAAACAAAAACAAUCUCCCAAAAUAACAAAUUUUGAAUUCCAAAAAAAAAUUAAAAAAAAAAUUAACUUGACAUAAAUUUACAAACACUCUUCUCUUACAUCUCACUUCUUCUUCCUUCCUACUUCAUCUCUUGUUUUUCUUCGUCUUUAGUCCUCUAAAAUCUUACCGACGAAAAUUGCAAAAGAAAGAAAAAAAAUGCGAAUCCUUGUUUUUCUGUUUCUUCUGAAUUUCCACCUUCAUUUCAUCAAUGGCAGAACAUUACCAGAACAAAAAGCUUUACUUGGUAUAAAAUCCGCCAUUACAGAUGACCCACAAUCAUCUCUUUCUUCCUGGAACACUUCUACUCAUCACUGUACUUGGGAUUUCAUCAAAUGUUCAUCUUCAUCUUCAUUAAAUCAUCAUCAAAGUGUAGUUUCACUCAACAUUUCUGGGUUAAAUCUCACUGGAAUUCUCUCACCUGACAUAGGUUUUCUCACCAACUUGCAAAACCUUAGUGUUGCAGGAAACUCAUUUUCUGGACCAAUCCCAUCUUCACUCUCUCUCCUCUCAAAUCUUUACCACCUUAAUCUCUCCAACAACAUCUUCAACUCAACUUUUCCUUCCUCUCUCUCUCCUCUUCAAAACCUACAAAUCCUCGACGUUUACAACAAUAAUCUCACUGGCCCACUUCCUCUUUCCGUCGUCAACAUGUCGGAGCUCCGGCAUCUUCAUCUGGGUGGUAACUACUUUUCCGGCGAGAUUCCGGCGGAGUAUGGACAAUGGAGGAAGAUUGAGUAUCUUGCUGUAUCUGGAAAUGAACUUGAAGGGAAUAUUCCGGCGGAAAUUGGGAAUUUAAGUUCACUUAAAGAGCUUUAUAUUGGGUAUUAUAAUGGAUAUUCCGGUGGGAUUCCGCCGGAGAUUGGGAAUUUGUCGGAGUUAGUUAGAUUUGAUGGUGCAAACUGUGGAUUAUCCGGUGAGAUUCCGGCGGAGUUAGGGAAGUUGAAGAAACUUGAUACUUUGUUUCUUCAAGUGAAUACUUUAUCUGGGUAUCUUCCUUCUGAAUUUGGGUAUUUAAGUAGUUUAAAAUCGAUGGAUUUAUCGAAUAAUUUGUUUUCUGGUGAAAUUCCUGAGAGUUUUUCUUUGCUAAAGAAUUUAACACUUUUGAAUUUGUUUAGGAAUAAGUUACAUGGGGGUAUACCUGAGUUUAUAGGAGAUUUACCUCAGUUAGAAGUUCUUCAACUUUGGGAGAAUAAUUUUACUGGGAGUAUACCUGAGAAAUUAGGGUUUAAUGGAAGAUUACAGCUUUUAGAUCUUUCUUCUAAUAAGUUAACUGGGACUUUACCACCAAGUCUUUGUAGAGGAGAGAGAUUAGAGACUUUGAUUACAUUGGGGAAUUUCUUGCUUGGUCCAAUUCCUGAGAGUUUAGGGAGUUGUAAGUCACUUAGUAGAGUGAGAAUGGGGGAGAAUUUCUUAAAUGGAUCAAUUCCUAAGGGUUUGUUUGGGUUACCUAAACUUACUCAAGUUGAGCUUCAGGAUAAUCUUCUUACUGGGGGAUUUCCUGUUACGGUGGAUUCGAUUGCAGUUAAUCUUGGGCAGAUUUCGCUGUCGAAUAAUCAGCUUACCGGGGAGUUACCUUCGAGUAUUGGUAAUUUUUCAGGGGUUCAGAAGUUGUUGCUUGAUGGGAAUAAGUUUAGUGGGAGUAUCCCACCUGAGAUUGGGAGGUUGCAACAGCUUUCUAAGAUUGAUUUUAGUAGUAACAAGUUUUCGGGCGAAAUUCCUUCGGAGAUUAGCAAGUGUAAGUUGCUGACAUUUGUUGAUCUUAGUAGGAAUCAGUUCUCUGGUGAGAUUCCUAAGGAGAUUACUGGUAUGAGGAUAUUGAAUUACUUGAAUAUAUCAAGGAAUCAUUUAAGUGGGAGUAUUCCUGGCUCUAUUUCUAGUAUGCAGAGUUUAACAUCUGUUGAUUUUUCAUAUAACAAUUUCUCUGGUUUGAUCCCUGAAAGUGGACAGUUUAGUUACUUUAACUAUACUUCGUUUUUGGGUAAUCCUGAUUUGUGUGGACCUUAUUUGGGUCCUUGCAAAAAUGGGGUUGUUGGUUCUCCACAUCCAUCCCAUGCUAAAGGUCUCUCUGCUUCAUUGAAGCUACUCUUGGUGAUUGGCCUUUUGUUGUGUUCCAUCAUAUUUGCAAUAGCUGCUAUUAUCAAAGCUCGGUCGCUUAAGAAAGCGAGUGAGUCUCGGGCUUGGAAGCUAACCGCCUUCCAACGGUUAGACUUCACUGCUGAUGAUGUUUUGGAUUGCUUAAAGGAAGAUAACAUCAUUGGGAAAGGUGGUGCUGGAAUUGUUUACAAGGGAAAUAUGCCGAAUGGUGAUCAAGUAGCUGUUAAGAGGCUUCCUGCAAUGCAUAGAGGUUCAUCCCAUGAUCAUGGAUUUAAUGCUGAGAUUCAGACUUUAGGGAAGAUUAGACAUAGGCACAUUGUUAGAUUAUUGGGAUUCUGCUCAAACCAUGAGACCAAUUUAUUGGUGUAUGAGUACAUGCCUAAUGGAAGCUUAGGGGAGGUGCUACAUGGGAAGAAAGGCGGUCAUUUGCACUGGGAUACGAGGUAUAAAAUCGCGGUAGAGGCAGCCAAGGGGCUUUGCUACCUCCAUCAUGACUGCUCGCCGUUGAUUGUUCAUCGUGAUGUUAAGUCCAACAAUAUCCUUCUGGACACCAGCUUUGAGGCUCAUGUUGCUGAUUUCGGACUUGCCAAGUUCUUGCAAGAUUCGGGCACUUCAGAGUGCAUGUCUGCUAUUGCUGGUUCCUAUGGAUACAUUGCUCCAGAAUAUGCCUACACAUUGAAGGUUGAUGAGAAAAGCGAUGUUUACAGUUUCGGGGUGGUUCUCUUAGAACUCAUAGCUGGCAGGAAGCCGGUUGGAGAAUUUGGGGAUGGAGUUGAUAUUGUUCAAUGGGUGAGAAAAAUGACUGACGGGAACAAGGAAGGAGUCCUUAAGGUCUUGGAUCCUAGACUCCCUUCAGUUCCUCUUCAUGAGGUAAUGCACGUGUUCUAUGUCGCCAUGUUGUGUGUCGAAGAACAGGCAGUGGAACGACCAACUAUGCGAGAGGUGGUUCAAAUACUUUUAGAGAUCCCAAAACCACCAGGAACAACACCUAAGCAAGGGGACUCCUCACCCUUAGAAUCACCUCAACGACCUACCGAUGCCAUAGUAGGCUCUCCGACAAAAUCGCCACCGCCAGAUCUUCUUAGCAUUUAGUGUGUUUUAGAUGGUACUAGAAGAAUCCUCGCUACGUCUCUCCAAGAAAUCAAUGAACUGGGAGUGCACUAGCUUGAUUUUCUGUGUUUUUAGCUUGUUUUUUUGGGAGGGUAAAGAAUGAAAAAGGGUAGGGGGAGGGGUGUUAGCCUGUUAGCCUGUUAGGAAGAUUGGUUUGUGCUAACUUUAAGGUCUUAAAUGUGUUUGCUUUAAGAUUUUUCUGGGUUGUACAGUUUUUGCAUUGGUGAGUUUAGCCACUAAAGGGCAUUAAGGUUAAGUUUUUACAACUUUUAUUUUCACUGAUUUAAGUGUUCUGUUUUUUACUGUAGUUUUUGUGCCA